AUCGCUCUACAAUUGGAAUUAAGUUAAAUUGAUUAAUAGUUAGGAAUGACGUGUGAAAAAGAAAGCCACAUGAACCUGUCCGAUCUAUCAGGAGUUGAAGAGGAACGCAUACCAAAAAUAACUCCAAUAAUAAUGGACCAACGACUCUCUCUCUCCCAUACACGAUAUAUACAUUGUUUAUAUUUUUGUGUCUUUCUGUGCAUGCAUAACCUUGCCCUAAAAUGCUGUAAAGAUUCAAAUACCCAGUUGCUAUAACACAACUUUUUGAGGAACCAGCACCAAAUUAUUCAUUGUGUUGAUCCACAUUCAGACUAUAAUGGAAUCCAUUAAAGGGCAUGGAGGGAUUCAAAUGCUAUUGACUGCAGAACAAGAAGCCCAACACAUUGUUUCUACUGCUAGACAAUCCAAAAUGACAAGACUAAAGCAAGCUAAAGAUGAAGCCGAGAGAGAAGUCAUGCUAUGUGGAUCCCAUAUGGAAGAAGAAUAUCAUAAGAAAGUCACAGAGAUAACUGGAAAUUCAGGAUGUACUUCUAAACAAUUGGAAGAAGAAACUGAAGCGAAAAUUAAAAAGUUAAAAGAGUCAUCUUCUUCAAUCUCAAAAGAUGUGAUUGACAUGCUCAUCAAGACAAUAGUUAAAAUUUAA
Molecule: messenger RNA, 643 nt
Organism: Carica papaya (papaya)
Lineage: Eukaryota; Viridiplantae; Streptophyta; Magnoliopsida; Brassicales; Caricaceae
Source: RefSeq, a predicted model, not a curated record